AGGCUGGGGAGGUGACACAGGAACCGCCGCGAGGUCCGACGGGCGAGGGCAGAGGAUUCCUGGGGCGGAUCCGGGCGGGACCUUCCUCCCGACAAGAUGGAGAAGGAGGAGGAGACGCGGGAGAUCCUGCUGCCCAACUGGCAGGGCAGCGGCUCCCACGGCAUCACCAUCGACCAGACCGACGACGGCGUCUUCGUCAAGCGCGUCCAGCAGAACUCCCCCGCCGCCCGCAUGGGCGUCGUCAAGGAAGGGGAUCAGAUCGUGAGUGCCACCGUCUACUUCGACAACCUGCAGUCCGGGGAGGUGGCGCAGCUGCUGCAGACCAUGGGCCACCACACCGUGGGACUGCGGCUGCAGCGCCGCGGCGACCGCUCCCCCCUGCCCGGCCAGCCCUGGGCGCACGACGUGUUCGCCGCCGGCAGCCCCGAGGUCGUGCUGAGCGGAGAUGACGAGGAGUACAGGAGGAUUUACACCACCAAGAUCAAGCCCCGGCUGAAGUCGGAGGAAGGGGCGGACGCCGAGGGCGGGGGGACGCAGAGCAGGACCAUCACGGUCACCAGGAAGGUCACGGCCUACACCGUGGACGUCAGCCGGCACGGCGGCGCCGGCGACCUCAGCGCCGCGGGGACCGACCUCGACAUCCGAGUCCCGAGCCCGGGACUCGCCCUCGGCGCCGAUGGAGAGCCCGGGAAAAUCCAGCUGCCGACGGGAGAGCUGAGGACUCAGCCAGAGAGCCAAAUUCCUGGUGGAGAAACUGGAAAAGUCGUCCUGCCGGAGAUGCCGACGGGCUGGAAAGGCUCCGGUGCCUUCCCGGGGUCACCCAGGGUUGAAACCAACGGACAGAUGGGAGAGCUGGAGGUGGGAUUCCACAUCAAGGGGCCCAGGGUGGACGGGAAAGGACAAGCCCCGUGUCUCCAGGGAGAGGUCGACGGCUCUCCGCCGCCCGUGGACGUGGGGAAGAUCAAGAUUCCCGCGUUAAAAAUCCCCAAAUUUGGGUUCCAGGCUGGCGGUGGCGAAGCUCCGGUCCCCCCGGCGGGCGCCGACACCAACAUCACCUGCUCACCUGUCCAGGUGACGGGCCCUGGGCUGUCACCCCCCUCAGCCACAGCCGGGAAGGUCCCCUCCCCUCAACUGGGCAUCCCCGACGUCGGCAUCGACGGCCCCGGCGUGGAGCUCUCCACAACUCCCGACGCUGACGGCACCAAGGGGAAGGUCAAGAUCCCCCACAUGACCUGCCCCAAAUUCACCGCCCUGGACUCACGGGGGGACGGCCCCGCCCUGGAAAUCGGGGUCCCCAAGGGCGAGGUGGCCGUCGAAGGGGGGUGGAAAGGCCCCGCCUUCAAGAAGGUGGAGACGCCCCAAAUCUCCCUGUCCGACGUGAACUUGAGCCUGAAAGGCCCCCAGGCCAAGGGGGACCUGGGGGGGGUCACCGUCCCCAAGGUGGGGGGGGACCUGCCGGGACUCGGCCCCAAGGGGCUCCAGGUGGACGUGAAGGCGCCCGAGGUGGAAUUCGGGGGUCGCGUGAAGGGCCCCAACGUGGACGUCGGCGCGAAGGGGCUGAAGGGAGAGGUGGACGUUUCCAUCCCGGCCGUGGGCGGCGAGUUCAAAGGGCCCCAACUGGAGCUUAAAGGCCCCGCGGGGAAGACGCCGGAGCUGCACGUCCAGACCCCCCAGAUCUCGAUGCCCGACGUCGACCUGAACCUCAAAGGUCCCGGAGUGAAAGGAAAUCUGGACGUUUCCAAACUGGAAGGGGAGCUGAAAGCCCCCGGACUCGACAUCAAAGGCCCCAGAGUUGACGUUGGGAGCCCAGAGCUGGACGUCCAAAGUCCCGAGGGCAAACUGAAGUUCCCCAAGCUGAAAAUGCCCAAAUUUGGGGUGAAGGGAGAGACCCCCAAUGUCGAGGUGACUCUUCCCAAGGGGGAGGUGGACAUUUCUGGCCCCAAAGCUGAAGGCCCCGAGGUGGACGUGACCCUGCCGACAGGAAACCUGGAUGUGUCCGGUCCCAAGGUGGACAUUGAAGGUCCAGAGGUGGACGUUGAGCUGCCUGAGGGGAAGGUGAAGGGCCCCAAGUUCAAGAUGCCUGAGAUGCAUUUUAAGGCCCCCAAGAUCUCGAUGCCUGAUGUCGACUUCAACCUGAAGGGCCCCAAAGUCAAAGGUGAUCUCGAUGUGUCUGUUCCCAAACUGGAAGGUGACCUGAAGGCCCCAGACAUCGACAUCAAGGGCCCCAAAGUUGACGUUGACCUUCCUGACGUUGAGCUGGAAGGGCCUGAGGGGAAGAUCAAGGGCCCCAAGUUCAAGAUGCCCGAGAUGAACAUCAAGGCCCCCAAAAUCUCGAUGCCCGACAUCGACCUGAACCUGAAGGGCCCCAAAGUGAAGGGGGACGUCGAUGCUUCCCUUCCCAAAAUCGAGGGUGAGCUGAAAGGCCCCAAGUUGGACAUCAAAGGGCCGGAGCUCGAGGUCGAGGUGCCGAAGGUUGAUCUGGAAGGAAAAGCUAAAAAAUCCAGAUUCAAACUCCCCAAAUUUGGUUUCUCCGGCCCCAAAGUUCAAAGCCCUGAGGUGGAUGUGAAGCUGAAGAAACCCGAGGUGGAAGUGUCUGGUCCCAAAGUCGAGGUUCAGGCUCCGGAUUUGGACGUCCAGGCGAAAUCCAAAGGCUCCAAGUUCAAAAUGCCUUUCCUGAAUAUUUCCUCCCCCAAAGUGUCGAUGCCGGACGUGGAACUGAACCUGAAAGGGCACAAAAUGAAAGGGGAGUUGGACCUGUCCGGCCCCAAACUGGAAGGGGAGCUGAAGGGCCCCGAGCUGGACAUCAAAGGCCCCAAGGUGGACGUCGAGGCCCCUGAUGUGGACGUUCACGGGCCAGAGGGAAAAAUCAAAAUGCCCAAGUUCAAAAUGCCCAAAUUUGGGCUCAAGGGGGAGGGGCCAGAGGUGGACGUGAACCUGCCGGCGGGAGAGCUGGAUGUGUCCGGUCCCAAGGUGGACAUUGAAGGUCCGGAGGUGGAUGUUGAGCUGCCAGAGGGGAAGAUCAAAGGCCCCAAGUUCAAGAUGCCCGAGAUGAACAUCAAGGCCCCCAAAAUCUCGAUGCCCGACAUUGACCUGAACUUGAAGGGCCCCAAAGUGAAGGGGGACGUGGACGUGUCCCUCCCCCAGGUGGAUCUAAAAGGACCCAAAGUGGACGUGGAAGUUCCCGACCUUGACGUCGAAGGGCCCAAAGGAAAAAUUAAAGGCCCCAAAUUUAAAAUGCCCGAGAUGAACAUCAAAGCCCCCAACUUGUCCAUGCCAGACCUGGACUUGAGCCUGAAAGGUCCCAAGCUGAAAGGGGGGGUGGACGUCGACCUGUCGGCGCCAAAACUUGAAGGUGACGUGAACGUGCCGGAUAUUGACAUCAAAGGCCCCAAAGUGGACAUUGAGGGGCCAGAGGUGGACAUUGAAGGGCCUGAGGGGAAGAUCAAGGGCCCCAAGUUCAAGAUGCCCGAGAUGCACAUCAAAGCCCCCAAAAUCUCGAUGCCUGACGUCGACUUCAACCUGAAGGGCCCCAAGAUCAAGGGUGAUGUUGAUGUGUCACUCCCUAAGCUGGAGGGUGACCUGAAGGGCCCUGAACUGGACAUCAAGGGCCCCAAGGUGGAUAUUGAUGCCCCUGACGUGGACAUUCACGGCCCAGAGGGGAAGUUCAAGAUGCCCAAGUUCAAGAUGCCCAAGUUUGGGAUGCCCGGGGUCAAGGCUGAAGGCCCCGAGGUGGACGUGACCCUGCCAACAGGAAACCUGGAUGUGUCCGGUCCCAAGGUGGACAUUGAAGGUCCAGAGGUGGACGUUGAGCUGCCUGAGGGGAAGGUGAAGGGCCCCAAGUUCAAGAUGCCCGAGAUGCAUUUUAAGACCCCCAAGAUCUCGAUGCCCGACAUCGACCUGAACCUGAAGGGCCCCAAAGUGAAGGGGGAUGUGGAUGUUUCCCUUCCUAAACUGGAAGGUGACCUGAAGGCCCCAGACAUCGACCUCAAGGGCCCCAAAGUUGACGUUGACCUUCCUGAUGUUGAGCUGGAAGGACCUGAAGGAAAACUGAAGGGCCCCAAGUUCAAGAUGCCCGAGAUGCAUUUUAAGACCCCCAAGAUCUCGAUGCCGGACUUUGAUCUGAACCUGAAGGGCCCCAAAGUCAAGGGGGACGUCGAUGUGUCCCUGCCCAAGGUGGAAGGUGACCUGAAGGCGCCGAAUGUGGAUGUUAAAGGUCCUGAGUUGGAUGUUUCUGUCCCAGAUGUUCAAAUUGAGGGCCCAGAAGGGAAGAUCAAGGGCCCCAAGUUCAAGAUGCCCGAGAUGAACAUCAAGGCCCCUAAAAUCUCAAUGCCGGACUUUGAUCUGAACCUGAAGGGCCCCAAAGUGAAGGGAGAUGUGGAUGUUUCCCUUCCCAAACUGGAAGGUGACCUGAAGGCCCCAGACAUCAACAUCAAGGGCCCCAAAGUCGAUGUCGACCUUCCUGAUGUUGAGCUGGAAGGACCUGAGGGGAAGAUCAAAGGCCCCAAGUUUAAGAUGCCUGAGAUGCACAUCAAGGCCCCCAAAAUCUCGAUGCCCGACAUUGACCUGAACCUGAAAGGCCCCAAAUUGAAGGGAGAUGUGGAUGUGUCUCUUCCCAAACUGGAAGGUGAUUUGAAAGGUCCUGAUAUUGAUAUUAAAGGCCCGAAAGUUGAUGUUAAUCUUCCUGAUGUUGAACUGGAAGGGCCUGAGGGCAAGAUCAAGGGCCCCAAGUUCAAGAUGCCCGAGAUGAACAUCAAGGCACCCAAGUUCUCCAUGCCUGACGUCGACUUCAACCUGAAGGGCCCCAAGAUCAAGGGUGACGUGGACGUGUCUGUCCCUAAACUGGAAGGUGACCUGAAAGGCCCCGAAUUGGACAUCAAGGGCCCCAAGGUGGACAUUGAGGCCCCUGAUGUGGACAUUCACGGCCCAGAGGGGAAGUUCAAGAUGCCCAAGUUCAAGAUGCCCAAAUUUGGGUUUUCUGGCCCCAAAGUUGAAGGCCCCGAGGUGGAUGUGAACCUGCCGACAGGAAACCUGGAUGUGUCCGGUCCCAAGGUGGACAUUGAAGGUCCAGAGGUGGACGUUGAGCUGCCCGAGGGGAAGGUGAAGGGCCCCAAGUUCAAGAUGCCCGAGAUGCACAUCAAGGCCCCCAAAAUCUCCAUGCCCGACGUCGACUUCAACAUCAAAGGGCCCCACAUGAAAGGAGACAUCGACGUGUCGGCCCCCAGGUUGGAGGGGGACCUCCAAGCCCCCCAGAUCGACGUGAAAGGCCCCAAAAUCGACGUUGAGGCUCCCGAUGUGACCCUGGAAGGGCCCGAAGGGAAACUCAAAGGCCCCAAGUUCAAGAUGCCCGAGAUGAACAUCAAGGCCCCCAAGUUCUCCAUGCCCGACAUCGACCUCAACCUGAAGGGCCCCAAGGUUAAGGGUGACAUGGGCGUGGCAGCGCCAGCGCUGGAGGGGAACCUGCAGUGCCCAGACCUCGACAUCAAAGGCCCCAAACUGGACAUUCAGGCCCCAGAGGUGACUGUGGAAGGGCCCAGGAUCAAGAUGCCCGAAAUGCACGUCAAGACCCCCCAGAUCUCCAUGCCUGACAUCGAUUUGAACUUGAAGGGCUUGAAGGGCAAAGUUGACGCCGAAUUCCACGACCCAAAGCUCGAGGGGGGUCUGAAGGGCCCCGAGGUCGAUAUCAAGGGGCCCAAAGUUGACAUCGAGGGCCCGGCGGUCGACGUCGACGGUCUGGAUGGAAAAGUGAAGCUGCCCAAAAUGAAAAUGCCCAAAUUUGGCUUCAAAGGGGAAGGUCCCGACGUGGACGUGAACCUACCAAAGGCCGAGGUGGAGCUUUCGGGCCCCAAGGUGGACCUCGACGUCCCAGAGGUGAGCCUGGAGGGGCCAGAGGGCAAAGUGAAAGGUCCUAAGCUGAAAAUGCCCGAAAUGCACGUGAACGUCCCCAAAAUCUCCAUGCCCGAGAUAGACUUGAGCUUGAAAGGCCACAAAACCAAAGGAGGCUUUGACCUUUCGGCCCCGAAGGUGGAAGGUCACCUGAAAGGGCCCGAGGUUGACCUGAAAGGCCCAGAAUUUGGGGUCAAAGGCCCUGAAGUCGAUGUCGAAUGUCCGGACCUGAGCGUCGAGGGCCCCGAGGCCAACGUCAAACUUCCCAAGUUUAAGAAGUCCAAGUUUGGGUUCGGGAUGAAAAGCCCGAAGGCCGAAGUGGAUUUACCCGAGGCGGAGCUGAGCCUGGAGUCACCCGACGUCAACCUGUCCGGAAAGGGCAAGAAGAGCAAAUUCAAGAUGCCCAAAAUCCACAUGAGCGGCCCCAAAGUGAAAGGGAAGAAGGGGGCGUUCGACGUGAACGCGGCCGGGGCGGAGCUGGACGCGGAUCUCAACGUCGCCGGCCCCGACGUGACCGUCAAAGGCGACGCCGCCGUGAAGUCCCCCAAGGGGAAGAAACCCAUGUUCGGCAAAAUCUCCUUCCCGGAUGUCGAGUUCGACCUGAAAUCGCACCGGUUCAGAGGGGAGGCGUCCGCGGGGGUCCCGAAAAUUGAGGGGGAGCUCAAAGCACCGGAUCUGGAAGUUUCCGUGCCCGCGGUCAAAGGGGACGUCAAGGGGCCGAGUCUCAGCGUGGACCUUGAAGCUCCCGAUGUGAACCUGAAGUCCCCGAAGCUCAAACUCCCUGGGGGGCAGGUGGGUGUGGGGGACGGGAAAGUCGGGGGGGACCUGAAGGGCCCCGGGGUCGAGGUGGCCGUUCCCUCGCUGCCGGAUUUCAGCCUGAAAGGACCAAAGGUAAAAGGCGAAGUUGGCGUUUCUGGAGCAGAACUAGAAGGUCCCGAGGGAAAACUGGGAUGGCCCAAAGGGGGGAAAGCGGGUCUGGGGCUGGAAAUGCCGGAUGUGAACUUGGAUGUGUCGGUGCCGGGCGUGGGGGGGAACGGGAGCCUCCCGUCAGCCGACGUGAAGCUCAGAGGGCCCCAAAUCUCCGGCCCUGAGUUUGAGGGAAACCUGAAAGGACCAAAAUUAAAGGGAGAGUUGGAUGUCUCGGGCUCCGUGGAAGGGCCGAACGUCACCCUGGGCACACCCAGCGUUGACCUCGGAGGUUUGGGGGGGAAGAUGAAGCUGCCCAAGGUGCCGGAUCUGAGCACCAAGGGGGGCGUUUCCUGCUCCGUCCCAAAAGUGGAGGUGGGCUCCCAGUCCCCCGGGGCCAACCUCGCCGUCUCCGCCCCGGAUUUGGACGUCAACCUGAAAGGACCAAAGUUGAAAGGAGAUUUCGGCGUCAAAUCCCCCAAAACAUCCGCGGACGCCGACGCCGACUUCGAAAUCCUCGGGGGCACCAUCAAACUCCCGUCCCUGAAACUCCCCCAGUUCGGCAUCUCCGGCCCCGGCGUGGAGGGAGGGGACGCGGGGGUCGCUCUGGAAGGUCCCCAGGUGAAGGGGGGGCUGAAGGGCUCCGCCCUGGGGCUGGAAGGGGCCGACGUGGAGUUGAAAGGGCCGAAAUUCCAGGUGUCGUCUCCCGGGGUCUCCGUGCCGGACGUUGACCUGAGGCUGAAAGGACCAAACGUGGAUGUGUCCGGUGACAUCAAAGGCGCAAAGGUCGGCGUGGAGGCCCCUCGCAUGGAGCUGACGAAGGCGGGGACGGGCGUCCACCUCGAUGCUCCCGCCCUGGAAGUUUCCGGCUCGGGGUUGAACGUCAACAUGAAAGGGCCGAAGGUCAAGGGCGGGGCCGAGGUCGGGGGUGGAACCUUCCAGCUGUGCGGCCCCAAGGUGGGCGCGGCGGGUCCCGAGGGCGGCCAGGUCAAGGUGUCCUUCCCCAAACUGCGGAUGCCCAAGUUCGUGUUCUCCGACCCCGAGGCCAAGGGCCGGGAGGUGGGAGUGGACGUCGAGUUCCCGGGGGCCGACGUGGCCGUGGCGGCCGAGCCGGAGCCCGAUGACGCCGACGGGAGGCUCAAGAAACCCAAACUCAAGAUGCCCAAGUUCAACUUCUCCAAGCAGAAAGGGCGGGGAGGCGGCGGCGCCCCCGGGUCCCCCGAAGCGUCGGGGUCCGUCUCGGGAUCCAGGGGGGACCUGAAGAGCUCCAAGGCGAGUCUGGGCUCCGCCGAGGGCGACGCGGAGGCUGAGGCGCCGUCGGCCAAGGGCAAGUUCUCCCUGUUCCGCAGCAAGAAGCCGCGGGCGCGCUCGUCGUCCUUCAGCGACGACGCCUCGGCCGCGCGCGGCCCCGAGGCCGAUCCCAAAGCGCCCAAGGUGAAAUUCGGGACCUUCGGGGGCAUCGGCUCCAAGAGCAAAGGUUGCUACGAGGUGACGGCGAGCGACGAGGAGCCGGGGCGGGCGCAGGUCGGGGUGGGGGCGACCCUGGGCCCCCCCAAAUCCCGCCUGUCCUCGUCCUCCUCCUCCUCCGAGGGCGGCCCGCGCGGCCCCGGCGUGGAGCUGACGGUGGCCAAGCGCAAGGAGUGAGGGGGUUGUACAUAGUCCCGGACGGGGGGGCCCCCGCGUGUACAGAGGGGGGGGUUGGGGGUCCCCCAAAUUCGGGGAGGGGCGAGAGGGGGGGUCCCUCUGUUCGUGUAGGACCCACCCGGAGUUUCCCUUCCCUUCCCUGCCAUCCCUUUUUUGAUAUUUUUAUUGGGUUUUUCCCCCCCCCACCCCCAUUUCCCCCCAAUAUUUUCAGUGUUUGGGGUCGUGGAAAUGA
Lepidothrix coronata (blue-crowned manakin) is the source of this 8665-nucleotide messenger RNA. It is a transcript of the gene AHNAK, whose product is annotated as AHNAK nucleoprotein. Lineage: Eukaryota; Metazoa; Chordata; Aves; Passeriformes; Pipridae. Bases 97 to 8433 code for a protein of 2778 amino acids. The record is from RefSeq and is a predicted model, not a curated record. The transcript has 9 exons. Gene Ontology annotation, molecular function: protein binding. Gene Ontology annotation, cellular component: costamere; cytoplasm; nucleus. Gene Ontology annotation, biological process: regulation of RNA splicing.